AUGGCUCUUCGAAUCAACCUUCCUCUCAUCACGCGGGUCCUACUUGCCACUAUCGUCGCCCUGUCGUUUCUUUACAACAUCGCUCGAUGGAGGCUGUCGUCAAGUAGUCCCAGCAUCGAAGACCCCAGCGGCACAACCCUCUCUCCGUCUCCAACCGUGCCGUACCUAGCGCUGGUUCCGUCUCAAUGCAUAUGGUACCCUUGGACCUUCCUCAGCGCAACCUUUGUCGAGCAAAACAUCCUGACGCUUCUCGUUAAUGGCACCAACAUUUUCUUUGGUGGGAAAUACCUUGAAAGAGCAUGGGGAAGUCGGGGCUUCGUCUAUGUCAUUCUCAUAUCUUCAGUGAUACCCAACCUAAUAAUGGUUGUGACCUACAUUACCUGGGCUGGCUUGAGUGGAAACCCUGAGCGAGCCUUGACCCCGAUCACGGGAGGCGUCUCCACGCAAGCAGCUUUCCUGGUUGCCUUCAAGCAGCUCGUUCCCGAGCAUACCGUCAGCAUAUACAAAGGCAUGAUCAAGAUGCGAGUCAAGCAUUUCCCGGCAGUCUUCCUCGCUCUCAACACCCUCUCCGGCCUCAUACUAGGUACUGACGUUGCAUUGUUCCUCGCUUGGUACGGCCUGAUCACCACCUGGACAUAUCUGCGGUUUUACAAACGCCAGCCCGACAUUUCGGGAUCGGCCACGGAUGGUCGGGGUCUGAAGGGUGACGCAAGCGAGACAUUUGCCUUUGCGACGUUCUUUCCGAACGUGGUCCAGCCACCGAUUGCCGCUUUUUGCAACCAGAUAUACAUCCUGCUUUGCAACCUGAAAUUAUGCACGCCCUUUUCCGACGAAGAAAUUGCAAGCGGAAAUGAACAAGCUGCCGCAAGAGGGGAGGCUGGUCUCCCCAGUUUCAACAAAGCACGCGGCGCAAGGGGCAUCAGCAAGCGCGAAGAGGCAGAGCGCCGACGAGCCCUGGCCCUCAAGGCGCUGGAUGAGCGUCUGAAUGCGGCUGCUGCGCGAAACCAAGUACAACCUACCACCGCUAGCGCGCCUGAUCUCCCCAAGGGCCAUGAAAUGCUUGGACAGACGGAUUAUCGCCCUGAUGAAUGA
Cladophialophora yegresii CBS 114405 is the source of this 1092-nucleotide messenger RNA. RefSeq lists its product as uncharacterized. Gene Ontology annotation, biological process: retrograde vesicle-mediated transport, Golgi to endoplasmic reticulum. The transcript has a single exon. The coding region runs from base 1 to 1092 and encodes 363 amino acids. Lineage: Eukaryota; Fungi; Ascomycota; Eurotiomycetes; Chaetothyriales; Herpotrichiellaceae. Gene Ontology annotation, cellular component: membrane; Golgi apparatus. The record is from RefSeq and is a predicted model, not a curated record.